CCACCCUCCCCGCGUCGUUAGGCACCGCCUUUCCGCGCUAAACGACACGAGGGGGCCGGCCCGAGCUGCGCAGCAGUGUGGCACCCGAACGGCGGCUGUGGAGCUGCGCCGUUUCCCCUUCCCCUCCUCUCUUUCUCGUUCCCGUCUGUGUGCGAGUAUCCGCCCGGCUGCCUGCGCCGUUACCAUAACAAAGCGGGGGAGGGGAAGACGGUGCCUGCUGCUGCUGCUGCUGCUUCCCGGAGACUGCCCACCUCGUCUGGUCAACGGCCAGGCCUUUGGGUGCUCAGGCUCGGGGGUCGCCGAAUCGGAAGGUACCCAGAAAGCAGGUGCCACGUCAUAUUUCAGUAUGGACCGUUUUGAGGAUGUCUCAGAUGGUGAGGUGGAUCAUGCAUUCUUUGACAGUGAUUUUGAGGAAGAGAAAGAGAAAGCUGAAGAAAAUGUUGAAUGUAUAGAGAAAGAAAGCACAAAGGCAGUUCCUGCAGACCCUGAUGUGGUGUCUAAUUCAAAGCAUAGUUGUCUUGAGGAAGAAAGUGAAGAAAAGCAGACAACUUUGCAGAAGGAUCAAUCCCUUGAAAGUAGUACAGGUCAUCCUGGAGAUACAUCUUUGUCACUUUCUCCAGUUGUGGAAAGUGCAGGUACAUCUGGAGCAACAUCUGCAGCAAGUAUAGGAACACAAGACAAUGCUCCUGCUGGAAUCCCCAAAAUAGUUAAAGAAGGUGAAGAAGAUUAUUAUACAGAUGAAGAAGAUAGUAGUGAUGAUGGCAAGAAACAGAAAGUUAGACCAAAGUCAGCUAAGCAAUCAAACAACAUAAAAAAGGCUAGCAAAAAAUAUUCUAAUAUAAGCUCCUCCUCCUCUUCUUCCUCUUCCUCCUCCUCCUCCUCCUCAUCAUCAUCAUCUUCAAGCUCAGAUACAGAUUGUUCUGAUACAGAUUCUGAUAGUUCUUUAUCAGAUUCACCUCAUUUUUCCUCAAAGAGGAACACUUGUAGGAAUGCUCUUCUGUCUCCAAAACAAAAAUUCAAGUCAGCCAUGAAAUUGGCAGAGGGAAAACCAAAGCUCGGUGACUACCUGGAGGAGUCUGAAGACACUGUGACUGAUGUAACGCCUCUGUCAACUCCAGACAUCAGUCCUAUCCAGUCCUUCGAACUUGCAGCAUCAAAUGAUAAGAAACUAAAAGUAAAGAGACAAGAAAAUGUGAACCAAGAAUUAUAUGAUUCCGAUUUAGAUCGCAGAUGUAGUCGAAAAGUCUUGCACGAUGCUAUGGACCUGAAUCAGCUUUUGAAAGCUUUCCUGCAGUUGGAGAAAAAAGAACAAAAACUAACCAUCGAUCCACCAUCUAAAGGAGCAAGGAAAAAUUAUUCUUUCACAAAUGAAGAAGUGAGGCAGAUCGAUCGGGAAAACCAAAGGUUGCUAAAAGAACUGUCCAGGCAGUCUGCAAAGCCAAGAAGGAGCACCACGUUGAAGAAGUCAACUGUACCGCCUCCUAGAUUGUAUCACAGUGCCCUCAACAGGCAAAAGGAGCAGCAAAGAAUUGAAAGAGAAAAUCUGGCUUUCCUGAAAAGAUUGGAAGCUGUGAAACCAACAGCUGGUAUGAGGCGUUCUGAGCAGUUGUUGGACUAUCAACGCCAGAUGAGUUAUCUAAGUUCUUCACCGUCUGUAAGAAGAGGAAAAUCUGCUUUCAGCCACCUUAGUCCUUCAAGAGGCACUUCAAGAGCAUCCACUGUACCAAGUACAGUGAACCAGAGGAACGAAAAGCCUGUGUCUGAUUCAGCCAGCGGGCCACUACAGAGACCUAAACCCACUAAUGUUCGUGCUGCUUGGCUCUAAGUGCUGCAUUCUCUGCCUCGGUGUGAUAUGACCCUCAGACUUCUGGUUUGAGUGCUUUUGUAAAUUCUACGUGCACAAAUAUUUCCUGCAUUGUUCAGUGAUGAAAAUGUAUUGCAUAUGAUAUAAUUGCUUAUAAAAUGGUUUUGAAUUAAUACUUUCUUCUCCAGUCAGUGCUUUCUAUGACAAGAAGAAUUUGCCAAAGGGAAGAUAAUAAUUAGCAAUUUCUAUUUAACUUAUUUGUUUAAAUAUUAUUUUAUUCUCAAAUCAUAAGUGGAAUUUGUAUCCAUAACAUGGAACACAACUGCAGCACUGUAGGUGCAAGAUGUAAAGAAAAUCUGUAAUAAUAUUUUAAAAUAUUGCAUUCAAGCAUCUGCUUAAUUCCUAGACCAUCCUUGGUUUUCAUCUUGGGUUUCAAUAAGCCUUCUGAGCUUUGCAGGCCAUGUUCUUAUGACUGAAGGAAUCUUUUUGCAGCAUUGUGGAGUGAAGAGCAGAUUGUGUAUGCCAGCAUGGUUAACUAGAAUACUGAGGCUGCUGAAGAUGUUAUUCUGUCACCCUUGCAUUCCAGGUGUGGAAUGUUUGUUUCAUACUCAGCUGUGUCUGUUCUGGAUUUGAAAGAUUUUCAGAAGUUGUAUUGGGACCUUUGUGUAGGAAAGAAGCAUCUCAUACUAUUUGAAGAAUUAAAAUGGAAGUGAACAGUUUUAGGUUCACUCUCAACGAGACCAGGUAUCAAUUACUUCUCAAGCUAGAGAACACUAAGCAAGGGAAAUACUUUAUGGUCCUGCUUUUGCAGAUUUUUGCCCUUCUCAAUGGGGAGGUAGAGGCUUGAGCUGCAGGAAACCUGAACAUCUGAUUUUGAGAGUGACUACCAGCCAAGAUUUAAAAAGCAAAUAACACAGUAGAAACCAGAAUAUCUUGUUAUGCUUCUUCGUGUGUUUUUUUUAAUGUGAAAUUCAUACCAAAUAUUUGUACUAGUGUCUGAUAAGCUUCAGUGGCAACAUCUGUUUACAGGGGAAGCACAUUUAAGGAAACUGGUAAUGGCAAAUAGUAGGUGAUAAGCUUUAUUUCUAUGCAUAAUGGCAAACUUUCAGCAAGCUUGUUUUGUAGGACUUCAGUCUUAUGAACAGCAUAAAUCGUGGUGCCACUGUCCAUGGAUAUUGGUGGAACUCUGCUUGCUUCCUCAGCUGCUUCCCAGGAGAGAUACAGGAAAUCUCUUUAUGUAAUGCAUAAACUAGAAAAAGCUCUAUUCAGUUAUGCUGGGUCUUUGCCCUGUGAGGAGAAACAUUUACUCUUCUUUGCUUAUUCUUGCAUGAGGCCUUUGGCUUUCUGCAUUAUAACAAACUGUAUACUUGGUCCUGUGUGAUAGUUUGGCAGCUUCUGUACCUGGUGACCUGUGGGCCAAAUUUAGCUGUUGGACAGUAUUUGAACUUUUAACCUUUUACCAGCAUUGUGGCAAAGAGAUUUUUUUUUGUUAUUGUUGCUUCAAUUAUUCUUCAUUGGUAGGGACUGUAAUUAAUUUUUUGAACUAGUGCUGCUGUAUUUAUUUGUACUGUUGUGCUAAUUAAAACUAUUAACUAUCUUAAAGAUUGUUUUUGUUCUUGAAUGUGAAUAUCAGGGUCACAGUUUAAAUAAUUUUGAAUGUUCAUAUGAUACUUUUAUCUCUGAAGGAAUUAACAAAAAGGAUCACUUUUAACCACUUUGUCUUUAUUUAACUUUGUUAUGAAGGACUGUCAAUUUUGUAUGUCUUUUUUGUAAAUCAUAAGAAAUAAAAUAUUUAACAUUA
Messenger RNA from Pogoniulus pusillus (Red-fronted tinkerbird), 3605 nucleotides. RefSeq names its product cilia and flagella associated protein 97 (gene CFAP97). The record is from RefSeq and is a predicted model, not a curated record. Gene Ontology annotation, biological process: spermatogenesis. The transcript has 6 exons. NCBI's taxonomy places the organism in Eukaryota, Metazoa, Chordata, Aves, Piciformes, Lybiidae. Bases 347 to 1825 code for a protein of 492 amino acids.